AUUACAGUAGGGGCAUCCAAACUGGGAAUGUAGCUAAUUGAACGUCUGGAUCUCAGCCCGUAAUUAGUUUAGAUGUGAUCUGUUCCAAAACACUCCAGCAGACUUUCAACUGCCGUUUGGGCUUUGGAAGGUGUUAAUCUUUUCUCCCAUCUUAUCUCCAAUCAAAUUACUAGCGACCUCGCGGCUUUUACACAGCUGCCAGUUGGAUGUGGUUGUGCAUUUCUCUCUCUGUGUGUGUGCUCCCCUGUUCAUUCCUCCCCUCUCUCUCUCUCUAUACCCUUGCUUUUAAAAACCUUUAAUUUUGUUCGAGGCGUGCGCAUGCGUACACCAGCUCGCUUGCGCUGAGUCCGUGCCAGCGGCGCACGCGAAGGCCAGCCGGCUCAGCCGUAGCGUCUUGCGCCGAGGUUUAGGGAAGGGGGCAGGCCGUGCGCGCGCGUGUGCGCGCACUCGCGGAGGGAGGGGGGGGAGUGGGUUGAGCUGAGCGCGAGGCUCCUCCCGUUGCAACCGCUCGCUCUCAGUGAGACCUGAGCGCUGCACGAGCAACAGGGCACAGCUGCGCCAGCCGCAGUCGCCGUAUUCACAUCCAGUGCCGAGUGUAUGUGAACAUCAAAGAAAAGGCGUUUAGGCAGAAACUAGGAUUACAUUUCCGCAGGGAGCAGCGGCCUGAUUCAGCAGCCUUCUGAUUGGAGACAGACGGCCAGGCAGGGGGAGCGGGCAGAGCUUUGCAGCUGACAUGCUGAUCUGACAGGCGGCUGUGGGACGGAUGGCUGUGCUGCCCCGACCAUGAGGUAACUGCUGCCCUUCUUGUGCCACGAGGAGACAGAUGGUAUGGGAAUGAUGGACCUCCCCAAUGGGCAGUCACAUGUCGCCAGCUUCACUGCUACUGCAUCAGAGAGCAGCAGCUCCGAGUCUCUCAGUGACAAAGGCUCCUCUGAACUGAAGAAGAGCUUUGAUGCCGUGGUGUUUGACGUCCUGAAGGUCACCCCUGAGGAGUAUGCCGGUCAGAUAACACUGAUGGAUGCUCCUGUGUUUAAGGCCAUUCAGCCUGAGGAGCUGUCGAGCUGCGGCUGGAAUAAGAAGGAGAAGUAUAGCUCAGCCCCGAAUGCUGUGGCCUUCACCCGCAGGUUUAACCAGGUGAGUUUCUGGGUUGUUCGGGAGAUUCUUCAUGCACAGACCCUGAAGAUCCGAGCCGAAGUUUUAAGUCAUUAUAUCAAAACUGGGAAGAAACUCUGCGAGCUGAAUAAUCUCCACGCACUCAUGGCAGUUGUGUCGGGUUUGCAAAGCGCUCCCAUUUUCCGACUGACCAAGACCUGGGCGCUGUUGAGUCGGAAAGAUAAGACCACCUUCGAGAAGCUGGAAUACCUGAUGUCCAAGGAAGACAAUUAUAAGCGCCUGAGAGAAUACAUCAGCAGCCUAAGCAUGACACCCUGCAUCCCCUAUCUGGGAAUUUACUUGUCAGACCUCACCUACAUUGACUCAGCCUAUCCCUCCACCGGCAGCAUCCUGGAAAACGAGCAGAGGUCCAACCUUAUGAACAACAUCCUGAGGAUAAUCUCGGACCUGCAGCGCUCCUGCGAGUAUGAUAUACCAGUUUUGCCUCAUGUCCAGAAGUAUUUGAACUCUGUCCGUUAUAUCGAAGAGCUGCAAAAGUUUGUAGAGGAUGAUAACUACAAGCUGUCAUUAAAGAUAGAGCCGGCCAGUAGCACCCCUCGAUCCACAGCCUCCAGGGAAGAUCUUGUUGGCCCGGACGCAGCAGCUUCGCCUCAGAGUGGCCGGAGGAGCGCCGUGGCAGAGGGCGCCCUGGCCAAAGUGCCUCCCACGCCUCCCUCGCCGCGCAACCUCAUUCCCUACGGUCACAGGAAGUGCCACAGCCUGGGAUACAACUUCAUCCACAAAAUGAACACGGCGGAGUUUAAGAGCGCCACCUUCCCGAACGCGGGCUCGCGGCACCUGCUGGACGACAGCGUGAUGGAGAGCCACACGCCCUCGCGCGGCCAGGCGGAGAGCUCCACGCUGUCCAGCGGGAUCUCCCUGGGUAGCAGUGAAGGUUCUGAGCUGAGUGAAGAAAUGUCUUGGCCUGCUUUUGAAAGGACCCGCUUCUAUCACUCCAUGGGCCCUGUUACGAGGGUGGCCCGCAUUCCUUACCGAGGACACCUGAAACCCAGCAGCUCGGUGGACUCCGAGGAGCUGGCCGUGCACCUGUACCCUGGGGCCGUGACCGUGCAGGGCGUCCUGCGCAGGAAGACACUGCUGAAGGAAGGCAAGAAGCCAACGGUGGCAUCUUGGACAAAGUACUGGGUGGCUCUGUGUGGGACGCAGCUCUUCUACUACCCUGCGAAAUCUCUGAAGGCAACAGAGAGAAAGCAUUUCAAAUCCACCUCAACUAAAAGCACCUCAGUUGUGGGCUGGAUGGCUAUGAUGGCCGAUGACCCCGAGCACCCAGACGUCUUCAUACUGACUGACUCCGAGCAUGGAAACUCCUACAAGUAUCAGGCAGGGAACAAGAUGAAUGCCGUGCUGUGGUUUAAACACCUGAGUGCUGCCUGUCAGAGUAACAAACAACAGGUUCCGGCUAAUCUGAUGUCCUUUGAGUAGCACUGGCAUAGAGAAGACAAGGCGUAGAUUUCAUCUGCCGCACUGAGCAGAGCCAGGAGAGAGAUCACUAACCCAGCAGAACAGCGGAGCGCUGCCCCCAGGGCCACGCUGGGCAAACCCUUCAAACUGCCACAGACUCAGCCACAGCGGACACAGCGAGACCUGCCACCCCCUGCCUUAAGGAGAGAGAGAGGAGCCUGGGAGGUGUGAGAGGCCACUCCAGGAGCACAGCGCGUGUUGUGACUGACUGCGUUUACUACUGAAUUUGGGUGUUUGUCCUUUACUUUUAAAAACUUUUUUUUUGGUAUUUUUGAACAUCAAAACUCGAGGCCCUGUGUGCCCUGAAUGGGAUCUUUCUUCUUUUUGGUUUUUAUCCCCUAGCUCGAGUUUCGAGCCUUCUCUUUAACACUUUUUAACGUUUUUUCGGCCCUUUUUUUUCUGUCCCCCCCGUCAAGGCAAGGGUCCUGUUUGUUCCCGGAGUCGCGCGACACAGCGCUCGCGGCGGGUCUGAGCCGGAACAGCUCCACACUGCCGGGGCUGAGGAGCUCUUCGGCCCGAGAGGGGGAUGUUGAAAACAGGGUAGAUGUUCUUUUUUAAAAUUUCGUUUUAGAUUUUGCAGAAGGUUUACAGAAGCGGAGUCACGCCCGGAUUCCUUCCAGUAUCACGUCUCUGAACUUGUUUCUGCCAGCCUGUCCUGGUGGGGGAAUACUGCUUGCAUCCUUUCAGCGGCGACACCUUUUAUUCCAGCAGUUGUGCAUCAUUUACAACAGAAGGAGGGGGCUAAGGGAUUGGGACAGGGCUUUCUGUCCUGUUGUUAUCCAGGUUUUAUAGCGUCUUGGGGAAGCACGCAUUCUUCUCACUGAUGUAUAGAAUUAACUCUUACCUGAUUUCACUGAUGUCACCAAGGGUGCUACUAAUGGGGAAGCUGAAAGCUUGGUAUUUUUGCAUUGUCACAGCUGUACGAUUUAACCUAUAAAGACCUUGAUACCUGGGGAGUCUCCUUAACAGGGUACUGGAAGGGGGUUAAAAGAGGUCAAGACCGUGCUUACCAGUGAAGUUUAGAACAGGGACCUGUAGAAGAGAGACAGGAGAGUCUCUCUGCAGUUCUUCAGUUAGAACUCAUGGAGCAUUAACAGUAUCUCCCACCACAGACGCAGCCCUUUCUCACCUUCCUCCAGUAUGAACAGACGCCCUGCUGAGGUCAGAGUCGGGCUUGGGUUUAUGGACCAGACCUGGAACACGGGAUGGACCCAGAGCCUCCAUCUGACAGGCAGUGUCUACCUGCAGUCCCUCUGGUUUUUUUCUUUUAUGUAUGUAAUUCCCCCCCCAAACACACACACACACAAAAUGACAGUUAGUCCAAAGCUAAAGGAAAGGGAUUUUAAGCAAGCUGUUUGUUCAGAUAUGAGAAUGUAAAUAGAACCAUACACCGACACUCUCUGAUGUUUGUCACCGCAAAAUACAGAAGGCCCCUUUCCUAACAAAAAGUGAGAUCCUGAAAUUAAAUUUGAAAGGCCUGAAGGAAAGCUGUGGUGGAGAGCAACACCAUUUGUGGGGUACGCUUUCAGACAACAGCCCAGAGAGCCCCACCCUUCCGCAGGACGAGAUACAACAGCAUCAAGCAAUUUUGGAGCCAUUUCUUUCUGUUCCUUUUCUACCACCAUCUUUGGAGUCAGCAGUAUUACUGUGUAGAACUAACGUGCACGUCUGCGUUAUUUUUAAUUACCCGUUACAUUUUUAUUUCACAAGUGUCUCUUUUGUUUUACAAGUGUUUUGUACCUUUAUUUACCAAGUUGUCUUUCUUAUUUUAUAUGCGUCGUAUUUUACCUUUUCUGCAGGUAACCUUGUGAGUUAGAUGGUUUACUGUUCGGCGUGAGAACCACUGUACCCUGAUUGUGUUUACGAGGUCAACUGAUGCACAUUUGGCACUGGGUUAGGACAUCCCACCUCUGACACACAGAGUCGGGUAGCGGUGUUCUGGGAGGGCUGCUCUCUCCAGACUGCGCUGCCUGUACGAACUGUUCUCGGUUAACAUGCAGAUUCAUACAGCUACUGUAUACUCAAAACUGUUUACAUGACCUAAAGGAAGAAAAGGAAUGUCUGAAGUUUACAAGUCUUACUUCAUGAUUCACCAUUAUCGGACAGCAGCUCCUCCUCCCAAGCCUGUCCCCAGCACUCACCUUGCACCCUGAAAUCUUCAUCUCCAAGGAAGCUAGUCGAAAACAACAGGAGCAGAGGAUGCCUUAAUAAGGAGAUAAACUCCCACCCAUGUAUCUGAGACAGCGGAUAGCCUGAUAUCCAGACAGGUUCCUAGUUCCUCUCUUAAACUUCAGUCAAAUAUUUGUCACAAAAUCAACAUAAGCACAACAGGAGCACAAAUCCAGCAUUUAUUGCCUACUUCUAUUGCAGCUUUGAAAGUAUUAGUUAUUUGUACUUGAGUGUUAAGCAGAAGGAAAUUAAAUUUUGCUUUUGCUUCUUCAGAAUAGAGGCUUAUGUCCACCCUGCCGUUGUUUACCUUGUAUGUAAGAUUUCUGGAUAAUUUUAACAAGAUGGGUUCUAUUAAACGACAGUUAUUAUUUAUUAGUUUUAGUUAAUGAUAUAGGGGAGACUGCUGCCAAGAUUUCUGGGGAUUAAUUACUGUGGCCAGGGAACAGUUUUGCACUGAAGAUUUUUUGAUUGUACCACAGUAAUUUGUUUUUUCAACCACAACAGGAUCAUGACAAGCAGCUGAGAGAAGGCAUUGGUGCAGGAAGGUUUCAUAUGGGGGAGGCAGAGAUACAGUCUGAGCCACUGGAUAGAGAAGAGGCCAGGGAGAGGGAGGGGGGAGGUAAACAGUGUGGCGUAAUGGUUCGAGCAAAGGGAGGAAGGAGGAGGCCGUGUAGGGUUGUGAUUAGACAGGAGGAGCACGGAGAGGGAGACGGCAUGGGCUGAGACGCAGGGAGAGAGAUCCAGGGAAUGAGGGAGUGGGAGCUAAUGAAAGGGAUUUCACUGGCACAAAGAAAAGUCAAGUGCUUGACAGUUAGGGGGGACACCAGUGCUGACUCCAUCACAAAGACAGGCUGGGGAGGGCGGGCUCUGCGAGAUAGCGAACAGGGGGACCAGCGUCUGGGCUGCCCCGCGAUGUCCUGACCCAGCCUCUCACUGCAGUGUGUGUGCGUGUGUGUAAAUAGAUCUAUUUUUUUAACAUGGAAAUUUAACAAGCACAUGUUUUAGCUUGCUUCAACGUAUGAACUCUGCAAGGUCGCUAGGUGACUUGAAAACCGAGUUUCAAAGUUUAUUUAAAAGUUUUUGUUCGGGCAGUUUUUGUUUUUAAUCGCUAACGUCUUUUAUGCAUAUUUCACUGCAGCUGAAAAUGGCUCGAGUCUAAAGAUAAAGAUGGAUUGGGGGAGUCGGAAUUCUGGCUUUCUAUUGUGUGACAUAGAAUGGGAUGUAAUAUUUCUAAUCUUACUUCCCAUUCAUAGUUGGAAGUUUUCCAUGAUGCUAUCGGGAGUCACUCUUAAAAGUUAGUACAAUUGUGUUGGAAUUGGGAGAAAAACUAGUGCGGGUUUGCAAUUUAAAUCCGAAGAGGCAGAGAUUCCAGUGACAGCACCUGGGGGAGGAGAGAGAGAUGUGUGUGACUGUCUACCCAGACUAACCCAGUGCUCUGAUGAUUGUGAAUCCUUUAGUAUGGCACAGCUGAGUUCAGACAGAGGGUCAGAUUUCUCCACCGUACGGCAGUGAGCUACGGGAUGCUUUAUUAAAAAGACUUGCUCCCUUUCAAGAGCCAUGAUGGAAAAAUACAGUCCUGAUGGGUUGAUCCUCAGUGACAAAGUGUACACUUCUCACUCACUCACACAGCAACAAGCACACAAGACGCCACAGGGGGGCUCUUUUCCUUUGGCAGUAGUUCUUUUAGAACAGCAUUAAAGGCCCAUUACACAGACAAAAAAAAAAACAGGCCCAUGCAAUUACGUGGAAAAACCUACCUAAAGUAAAAACAUAAAUCAGCCAGGAAUGGAUUAAUCUUCUAAAGAUCCCAUUUCGCAUCUGUCAUUAAAGCCAGGCAGCCUCUGGUCUUGGCUGUUGUUAAUCGAGCACAUGUGGCUUUGUGUGCUGAAAUCUUGUCAAGGACAGCAUUCUCUAAUACAGGCUGCCUGUAGCCGAUUUAAGUGCAUAAAUCUUCAUAGUCUUCCUGAGUGUGUGCGUGUCUAUUAAACAAAACUAUUUAAUCUAGUUAAACAGUAAGUCUGUAAUGUAAUGCAUUAAGUACAGGAUAUACCACAAUUGGACAAUUGAAAUAAUCACAGUGGAUACUACAAUAAAGGCACCUAGUCAGGUUUAUCAGGAUUUUUAAAUUGAAAUCAGUCUGUAAUGGAAUCAAGUCUUUUUAAUUUAGGUUUGUAAUUCCCAGCUGUUGUAUGUUAGUACAGAAAUUGUAUUUUUCGGUUUUAGGUGGAAAUUCCUUGCUGUGCCAAGCCCUAUGUCUUUACUCACUGUUGUUGCUGGAUUGCUUUGGAUUGCAUUCUUCCUCUUAACCCAGUCCUGCAGGCUGACCUUAGACAUCUGAUGGUCCCAGAUCAUCAGUGCCUGCUGACCCAGUAUGCCAGCAGGACGGUUUUUAGUUGAAGUUCAUUUUAUGUGCUUGCUGCAUUUACAACCAGCCCUUCUGUCUGUGAUUGGAAAAGAAACAUAUACCUUUCCUUCUCUGAUGCUGAGCACAGAUUAAUCUUGUGUGGUUUAUUCUGUGCCACUGUUUUUUGACAAUAUUACCAGGACAGUAAAAUCCAAACACAUCUGGUCAACACAAGCCAGGUUGUCUGGGUAGGCGAACCUGCACCCUAGAGUCUGUCACUGGAUGUUCCACCUUCCUUCCCCCAGGCUUGGAAUCUAGCCAUGGUCAGUGUGCUGGUCUGCCAGCAUGCCAGUCUGUCAGUGCGCCAGUGUGUCUGUGUGGAGGCCGCUGUCCCUGGUGCUGAAUCAAGGCCACAAAGCCCAGUCAGGCACUAUGACCUCUGAACUGAGAGAUGUGCUUCCGGGCUUUCCAAAAAAUGUUCUACUACUUUUCUUUCUUGCUCUGGUUUGCAUUUCUAUUUGUUUUUAAUUUUUUAAAGACAAGAUUAAACACAAGUCGAUGUGUGUGUCAAAGAAUGUGUGUACAGGUGCGCGUGAGAGUGCGUCUGUGAGAUUUUAUUUGUGUGUUUUGCACAUAAGCUAGUGUUGGAACACUUUAGGUACUGACUUAACUAUAAUCUUUCCUACUAAAAUAAAACUACUUGAAUUGUUAA
Messenger RNA from Lepisosteus oculatus (spotted gar), 7859 nucleotides. It is a transcript of the gene ralgps2, whose product is annotated as Ral GEF with PH domain and SH3 binding motif 2. Gene Ontology annotation, cellular component: plasma membrane. Gene Ontology annotation, biological process: Ras protein signal transduction; positive regulation of GTPase activity. The record is from RefSeq and is a predicted model, not a curated record. NCBI's taxonomy places the organism in Eukaryota, Metazoa, Chordata, Actinopteri, Semionotiformes, Lepisosteidae. Gene Ontology annotation, molecular function: guanyl-nucleotide exchange factor activity.